This is a messenger RNA of Protopterus annectens (West African lungfish), 3075 nucleotides long. RefSeq names its product TAFA chemokine like family member 1 (gene TAFA1). Gene Ontology annotation, molecular function: receptor ligand activity. NCBI's taxonomy places the organism in Eukaryota, Metazoa, Chordata, Ceratodontiformes, Protopteridae. Bases 1 to 360 code for a protein of 119 amino acids. Gene Ontology annotation, biological process: regulation of neuroblast proliferation; neuroblast differentiation. The transcript has 4 exons. The record is from RefSeq and is a predicted model, not a curated record.
AUGGAAGACAGCUGUGGCCAGUGUCAUGAUGUAAGCGCUACACAUUUAUUUAUGUAUUUUGGAUUUCAUAUCCAGGAAGGAGGAACUUGUGAAGUUAUAGCUGCACAUAGAUGUUGCAACAAGAAUCGCAUUGAGGAAAGAUCACAAACUGUAAAGUGUUCCUGUUUACCAGGAAAAGUAGCAGGGACAACACGAAACAAGCCUUCUUGUGUUGAUGCUUCGAUAGUUAUUGGAAAAUGGUGGUGUGAGAUGGAACCAUGCCUUGAGGGAGAAGAGUGCAAGACAUUACCUGAUAACUCAGGGUGGAUGUGUGCAUCUGGUAACAGAAUAAAGACCACACGGAUUCAUCCCAGAACCUAACAGUGACUAUUCGUUAUGGUUUUUAUGGACUGUGGCAAAACGAGUCUCAGCUGAAUAAAAGGAAGAUUAAAAACAAUUCAAAUAUUUAUAAGCCAAAUGGAAUACCUAUUUGCACUUUGACUGUUUAAACUACCACUACAGUGGUAUGGGAACUUCAACUGCCAAUGAACUGAAGUCCAGCUGCAAGAACUGCUACUCUUUGUGAAGAAAGCAUCUAAAAAAUAUGGAAAAGACUGACCCUGUUUUGGGAAACUGCAAUGUUUUCAUAUUUUCUGGAUUUGACAAAUAGCACAUGGAUUCAACAGCUGUGCACUAUAACCUUUAGAACCAACAGUCUGAGAAAAUGACCAUAUUCCUCAGCCAAAUAACUAACCGAAAAACAAAAUUAGCACAUAUGAUGGAAUCCAUAAAUCUUGAGAUCCUUUAUAUGUCAUUUUUGAACAAAGUGGAAAUAUGUUAGCUAAAACCGUGUUGAUGAGCUUCUCCAUGUGUGCAAUAGUAGCAUGCAGAUUUGCUUUACUAAACAUAUGUCAUCACUCAUUUCAAUGGUCAGAGGCCUUUACAGCAACCUUACGAUUCAGUGCUAGUGUAAAAAUAAAUCAUUUAUUUCAAAGCUGAGUAGUAAUGAGAGACAUAAAGGCAGCAGUGUUUGCAAAACACAUGGACUGCUGUAGUUUAUCAGCUGUACUGUAAAUAGGUUCUCAAAGACUUCAAAAUGUCUAUCCUGUGAACAACUGACAAAAGUUAAUCAUUUAAAAAAAACAGCUUCAAGUUGACAAAGAUGCUGACUAGUUCCAUCAUUUAGUAACUGAUCAAAGGCUCAUAUUUCUGUACUUUUAAAAUAGAAUGAGUUGGAUCUUAUUACCAAACUAGUUCUAGAUUUUGAGUGAAUCUGUAAUAUCUAGUUAAAUUCCCAUCUGUAAGAGAAUGACCCAAGUCCAUUUUAUGCAACUUACAGGUAAGAUCUCUGUCCCUUUAAGGAGAUGAGUAGCUAAAUACAUACUUAGACAAAUCAUCUGAAAAAAUUAAUUCAUGUGAAGAAUAUCUGUCAUUAGGUAUUUAUUUUCUUCCUUGAUUUUUGACUUUUUUCAAGACUUAAAAAUUGUGAAAUAUCUAAACACCCUGUUUUAUAGACCAAUUUCUUCUCAAUAAAUUGUCUGUAAUAUUGCCUGCUGCUGAAGCUAAUUUUGAUUUACAUUCCCUUUCAUUUUUCUUAAAGAUUAUCAUUAAAUUUUAAUUUUAAUCCAUGCUGUGUGAGUGGAAUAGUAUAUAUAGUCUUUUAUAUGGAUGAUGUAUGGUCAUUAUGAAAACCACUUCAUUGGUAUGAGUAGAAAAGUGAAGCAGUUCAGUGAGUACUUUUUCAACUUUCUGUUUUCCAGACUUAGAAGUAGUUCAACCCAGACUUGUAGAAACAGUGGGCAGCAUGAUUCACAAUCUAAGACUUAAAUAUAUCUUCAAUAAGCCUAUGCUGCAGAAAGGUGGAUUUUAUGCCAAAGUAACCCAAAACGUUUAUGGUUUUAGCAGUUCUAGCACAUGUACAUGUUAUGGAUCCUUAAAGAUGUAGUCAGAGAAGCAAAACUUUAGAGUUAGUUUUCCAAGUUUAAGAAGAGGUUAUGACUUUCAGAUCAGCGAGAAUGGCAGUAAGGAUGCUGUUCUCAAUAUCCUUAUUCAGCAUACAUUGAUAUUAUAUCAGUCAAUAUAUCAUUGUUUUUAUACUUUCAGAUCUUUUGACUCCAUGUUUGUAUGCAGUUGCAGACACCUUGUUGUAAGUAAUAUCAAGAGUGAAGGAAAUAUCAGAAAAGUAGAUCAAAAAUAGGGGUUGGGAGAGUGACCCAAUGGUUAAGGUGUUUGCCUUACAAACACAAGGUGUAGAGUUUGAGUCUCACAAGGGAUAAUUGGCUAGGCUUAAAAUGGCUCGCAAGAGCAGUUAGCUUAGUACUAACCUAUGAACUUAUAAUAUUACUUACUCUUGGUAUAAUGAAUAAGUGUGCACUGAGUUACAACAAACCACUUCAGCAGAGAAUAAUGACUGUCAGGUAUUUUCAGUACCUUCUCAUUUUGGUCACUUACUGAAAGGGAAAGCUUUACUUUGGCUAUAACAUUACCAGUAAAAUAUAAACAUGUUUUCAAACACCAGUUAUAAGAGUAUCAAGGAAGUAAUGUUACUCUGAUGAAAAAUCUGUGAAAAGACAAUAAAAAUACAAGCCAUUUGUAAGUCUUAUGUUUUGUGGACAUUAUCCUGAUUUUGAAUUUUUUUUUUCAGAAAAUCUGCAUGCAAACAUCAGAUUUGUACAUCUUAACAUAGAAGUAUGGCAGAGCAUAGUGUUGCAUGUAUUCAAGUGAGUAUAACAACAUGAAGUUUCAGUUAUUUUCUACAAAAGUAUUUUAAAACCAAUAAUAUUCAGUGCCUUUCUGGGACAGAGGCUAAAACUAAAGUAAAGUUAAAGCUUAUUUAAGCUGUUGUUUCAGUUCUGUAACUGAUCUAUGAUUAUUUCUUAAUGUGAUAUUACUUGUUAAUAUUUCUUCCAAAACAGUUGUUGGGGUUCAUUGUAAAUUAUUGUUCCUAAGCAAUAUAGCAUUGACACUGUACAACACCUUUAAACUCUAAACAUUAUACCUAAGUUCUCUUAAAUGUUUAGGGUCUAGGGUUUGUAUUGCUAAUUUUUGUAACUUUAACGAUCAUUACAUUUUAAAUAAAAUUUAUUUCCGCUGUUA